Molecule: messenger RNA, 363 nt
Organism: Cimex lectularius (bed bug)
Lineage: Eukaryota; Metazoa; Arthropoda; Insecta; Hemiptera; Cimicidae
Product: dynein light chain 1, cytoplasmic-like
Exons: 1
Coding region: 1-363 (120 amino acids)
Biological process (GO): microtubule-based process
Cellular component (GO): dynein complex
Molecular function (GO): dynein intermediate chain binding; dynein light intermediate chain binding
Source: RefSeq, a predicted model, not a curated record
AUGACGACGGGUACUGAGUUCCGGUGGAGUGCCGUGGACGCUAAGGAACAACCGCCGGACCUGCCCCCUUUUGAGACGAAGCAUUACAUCAAGAGGCAGCCGGUUGUGAAAUACACGGACAUGCCGGACAAGAUGAAGAAGGAGGUGCUCGCCAUCUCGCACAAGGCAAUGGCAAAGUACUACAACGAGGUCGACAUAGCUGUUUACAUCAAGGAACAACUGGACCAGAAGUUCAGGGGCGGACUGUGGCAGGUGAUAGUCGGAAGGGACAUGAACGUCAGCUGCAACUACGAGACCGGAAAGUACAUUUACUUCUAUUUGGGACACCUUGGAUUCAUCGUCUACCGCUCGGGCGCUCUUUAA